Molecule: messenger RNA, 1119 nt
Organism: Closterium sp. Yama58-4
Lineage: Eukaryota; Viridiplantae; Streptophyta; Zygnematophyceae; Desmidiales; Closteriaceae
Source: the annotation of a GenBank genome assembly
AUGGCUUUCCUUCGGGGGAUCGGGAACGCGCUGAGGAGAUCAGUCACACAAGGAUCGGGAUCCGCCAAUGACGCGCUCGCCGCCUUCCACGCGCCGCAGCCGCACUUAUCGCUGCUCCCCGCCGCCAUGUCGCAAGCCGUGCGGUUCAUGUCCGGCAACAAGCUCUUCAUCGGAGGGCUCGCGUGGGAGGCAGACGAGAAGGUCCUAGAGGACGCCUUUUCUCCCUUCGGAACCGUCGAAGAAGCCAAGGUGAUCAGGGAUCGGUUCACGGGUCGGUCGCGCGGGUUCGGGUUCGUAAGCUUCGCGAAUGACGAGGAGGCUGCCAGCGCGCUCGAGGGCGUCAACGGCAAGGAGCUGAGUGGAAGGACAGUGCGUGUUGACUAUGCGUCCAACAGGACAGAGGGCGGCGCCAUGCGCGUAGUCCUCGUCUCGCCGCCAAUUCUUCCUCCACCGUACCGCUGCGCUCAUCCCAUACAUCGUCCCCUCUCUUCCUCUUCACCCUUUCACUGUCCUGCACCUCCUCCCUUUGUCGUCGUUGGUUAUCCACCCUCCUUUCCCUCGGUUCUUCUCCCUUUCCCUGCCGCAAGUUCUCCCUCCCUGCGACGUCGCACACGUCGCACGCGUCGCAUGGGCUGCGAUGAUUCGCGUCGUAGCCAGGAGUCGCCCGACGUCGCAGCGGCCGCGAGGGGCGAGGGAGCGGCGAAGCAGGGCGGGGAGCAGCGGCGGCAAAAGCUAUGGGAGAUGUACGAUCGGAUGCGGGACAAGCUGUUUACUGAUGUGCCUGAGAUGAGUGUGACUGACCUGCACCAGCUGCUGCUGGCGCAGCAGGCAGCAGGUGGGGGAGAGGGAUUGGGGACGAGUGGCGAAUCGGAUAAGGGAGGGACUGGGGGGAAAGUGGGGAGAGGGGAAGUGGGGGGAGAGGGUGUGAGUGGAGAGGGAGGAGGGGAAGUGGUGGGAGGGGGAGGGAUUGGGCGGGGCGGGCGGCGGGUAGUGGUGGUGGACACACGCACAGACGAGGAGACAGCAGUAUCAAUGAUUCCGGGCGGCACACUGAAGCAGAGCGACUUUGAGCGGCAGGUGGGACGAUUUAACGAUCAUCACGUCGUGUGCUACUGGUGA